AUGUCCUCCGGGUCCGCCCCGCUAUCCCCUCCCCACCGCGGGCAGCUCUCGGGCCCUGCCAGGCUGCCGAUGGUGGGGGAGGAACCUCCCCGAGGAUUUCCUCUCUUCCCGAACCCCCCCCACCCCCCGCCCCUCCCGCCUCCCCGACCCCCGCGGCCGCCGCCUUCUCCCGAGGGGAAGCGCCUCCACCGGCCGCGCUGCGUGUGCGCGGAACGUUUGUCGGCGCGCCGCAGGGUCCCCCAUCCCGCGCUGCGCGGAGCGGCUCGGCAGGAGGCGGCGCGCCCCUCUCCAGCUCCGCUCCGCCUCCGCGAAUCACCAUCGCCGGCCCCGCCCCUCCCGCGCCUUCAUUGGUCAAUUCCUCCCGCCAGCACCGCCCUCGGAGCAUGCUCCACCAAUCACCACGCGGGACACCUCCUCCCUCCCACCGCCAUUGGCCAGCGGCGCUGUCCAUCAGGCGCGGCGGCGGCGGCGAUGCCGGUGCCGGCGGCGGGCGCGGAGCCGCCGCGGCGCGGAGCCGCCGCCCGGCCCGGGCUCGGCGGGGCGGGCGGGCCGGGGCCGCGCAGCCCGCGGGCCCCGCAGCGGCCGCCGGGGCGCCGCCCGCCGCCGCCGGCACCGCUGCUGCGGCCGUAG
This is a messenger RNA of Zonotrichia leucophrys gambelii, 630 nucleotides long. RefSeq lists its product as uncharacterized. The record is from RefSeq and is a predicted model, not a curated record. NCBI's taxonomy places the organism in Eukaryota, Metazoa, Chordata, Aves, Passeriformes, Passerellidae. The transcript is spliced from 2 exons. Bases 1 to 630 code for a protein of 209 amino acids.